Myodes glareolus (Bank vole) is the source of this 1219-nucleotide messenger RNA. Lineage: Eukaryota; Metazoa; Chordata; Mammalia; Rodentia; Cricetidae. The record is from RefSeq and is a predicted model, not a curated record.
GAGGGGGAGGCGCGGGCAGCCAUGGUGGCUGUGGUGUCUGCUGCAGGUGGAGCGUGCCCAACAGUCCUGCAGGUGGCCGGCCUCUACCGGGGUCUUUGUGCAGUGCGCAGCUGUGCCCUGGGGUUGGGACUCGUGUCACCAGCGCAGCUGUGCGUGUUCCCGGUAGGCCGGGGCUCCGGCCCGCCCUCUGGGGGAGCAGAUGGCAGAGGGGUCAGCGAGUUGGAAGCUAACCCCUUCUACGACCACUACCGGGACAAGAUCCAGCAGUUGUGCAGGUCCGACCCAGCUGCUUUUGAGUCCCGUCUGGAGAAAUGCAGUGAGUUUCGGAAGCAACCAGUGGAGCACUCCAAACAAAGUGAUUUUAUCAGAUGUGUGGAGCAGAAGACAGAUGCCUCAGGGAAACAGCCUGUGAGCAAAGGAUUCACUAAGGACAAGACUCUCAGUUCAAUCUUUAACAUUGAGAUGGUGAAAGACAAAACUGCAGAGGAAAUAAAACAGAUUUGGCAGCAGUAUUUUUCAGCAAAAGACACGGUCUACGCAGUUAUUCCUAAAGAGAAGUUUGAUUUGAUCUGGAACCGGGCUCAGUCCUGCCCAACAUUCCUUUGUGCACUACCAAGAAGAGAUGGUUAUGAGUUCUUCGUAGGACAGUGGACGGGUACUGAACUCCAUUUCACUGCUCUUAUAAAUAUUCAGACCCGAGGGGAUGCAGCAGCCAGCCGGCUGAUUUUAUAUCACUAUCCUGAACUUAAGGAAGAAAAGGGCAUAGUGCUGAUGACAGCUGAAAUGGAUUCCACAUUUCUGAGUGUUGCUGAGGCGCAGUGCAUCGCCAAUCAAGUUCAACUCUUCUAUGCCAUUGAUCAGAAGGAGAUCUUUGGGCUAGUAGAAACCUUUAACUUCAGACCAAAUGAGUUCAAAUAUAUGUCUGUCAUCGCCGAAUUGGAGCAAAGUGGACUUGGAGCAGAACUGAAAUGUGCCCAGAACCAGGAUAAGACUUAGAGAUAUCUGGAUUGUACCUUCGCAGAGUUUACUCAGCCCUGGAUAGCCUAAAGUCCACCCAAACCCUUGACCUCCAGAGUUCAACGCACAAAGCAGUCUGUACAGAGUUACCAUGUAUGCUACUACAAGAAGUGAUUGUGGGCAUGAGCCCUAAUACUUGAUACUCAGAACGAAGGUAUACAAAUACUUUGAUAAUUACCUCUCACUCUAAGGGUUCCUUUUU